Molecule: messenger RNA, 1642 nt
Organism: Drosophila ficusphila
Lineage: Eukaryota; Metazoa; Arthropoda; Insecta; Diptera; Drosophilidae
Gene: Cyp6t3
Product: probable cytochrome P450 6t3
Exons: 3
Coding region: 43-1542 (499 amino acids)
Biological process (GO): response to DDT; insecticide catabolic process
Molecular function (GO): oxidoreductase activity, acting on paired donors, with incorporation or reduction of molecular oxygen; iron ion binding; monooxygenase activity
Source: RefSeq, a predicted model, not a curated record
UGCUCCCCCGAAAAAAAAUCUCAAAAAUUUUCCAGUCCCAACAUGCUGCUGCUCUUACUGCUGCUUACUAUUUUGACCAUAAAACUAUGGUUGAGUCACAAAUAUGACUUUUUCAAGAGGCGAGGGAUUCCUUUCCUGCCCGCUUCAUCCUGGUCGCCAAUGGGCAAUCUCGGGCAGCUACUGUUCCUGCGAAUUUCGUUUGGCGAUCUGUUUCGACGCCUCUACGCAGAUCCGAGUUGUGAUCAAGCCAAGAUCGUGGGCUUCUUUGUCUUCCAAACACCUGCUCUGAUGGUCCGAGAUCCUGAGCUGAUACGCCAGGUGCUGAUCAAGAACUUCAAUGGCUUCCUUAACCGUUAUGAGUCGGCGGACGAAGGCGACCCCAUGGGAGCACUUACUCUGCCGUUAGCCAAGUACCAUCACUGGAAAGAGAAUCGACAGAGCAUGUCGCGGCUUUUCACCAGCGGUCGCAUGCGGGAUGUUAUGUACCCGCUGAUGCUGAAGGUGGUUAUCGACCUGGAAGACCACAUCAACCGGAAGCUCAGUGGUCGUUCCGAGAGGGUCAUCCCAUUGAGCAAAAUGUGCCAGUUGUACACCACCGACGUGACCGGAAAUCUCUUCUACAGUCUGGAUGUGGGCGGAUUGCGACAAGGAAAUUCUCAGCUGCUGAAGAAAACCAAGGAAUUAUUUAACACCAAUCCCCGCAAGGUUCUGGACUUUAUGAUCGUUUUCUUCCUACCAAAAUGGGGAAGCCUGCUGCGACCCAAAGUUUUCAGCAAGGAAUAUGCGGACUAUAUGAGGAAUUUGGUCGGAGAACAUCAUCAAAAGCCCCAAAAAGGGGAUCUCGUCACUCAGCUGCAGAGCUUCCAGCGCAGUCGCUCCGCAAACCAUUACUCUCAGCAUCCGGAUUUCAUAGUCUCCCAAGCGGGAAUUAUUCUGUUGGCCGGAUUUGAGACCUCUUCGGCACUCAUGGGGUUCACUCUCUACGAGUUGGCAAAGGCACCAGAAAUCCAGGAAAGAUUGAGGAAAGAACUUAAGGAAGCUUUUGGCUCCACUUCCACCUUAAGCUAUGACACCCUCAUUGCCUUGCCCUACCUCAAAAUGGUGUGUUUGGAGGCACUGCGUCUCUAUCCGGCUGCGGCAUUUGUCAAUCGAGAGUGCACUAGUGAAGAGCCCGAGGGAAUCUCCCUCCAGCCGUAUGUGGACUUUGUGGUGCCCCCGGGUAUGCCAGCCUACAUAUCCAUACUUGGUCUGCAUCGCGAUGCAAAGUACUGGCCCGAGCCCGACCGCUUUGAUCCCGAGAGAUUUAGUCCGGAGCGGACAAAGGACAUCCUCCCAAUGACCUAUAUUCCAUUUGGAGCCGGUCCUCAUGGCUGCAUUGGCAGUCGUCUGGGUGUCCUCCAGCUGAAAUUGGGCAUUGCUCAUAUUUUAAAAUUAUUCAGGGUUGAAGUUUGCAAGCAAACAGUUGCACAGAUUCGUUUCAACCCCAAGUCCUUUAUGCUGGAGUCGCAGGAUGAGAUAUACCUUAAAUUCUGCAGGGAUUGAAUAUAGAUUGAAGUAUUCAAAAAACCUUAGGCUGUGAAAAAUCAAAGACCAUGGUUCCUAGCUUCUUGUAGCUCAAAGAAACGAAAGUUCGGUAGGCUUA